AUGCUCGGAGUAGACAUAUCUUUUGCUGCAUUUUCAAUAAUAGAGGGCAUGGCAGCAGCAAAAUUUUAUCUUAAGAGGCCUGCUUAUGCUGCAGCAGCAAUUGCAUUUGCUGCUGCUGCACCGCCACUGCAUGCAGCCUCUACUGCUCACGACAAACACCAGCAGCAGCAGCAGCAGCAGCAGCAGCAGCAGCAGCACUGGCCCCUGGCGGAGUUGUCUCUAUUGACAGUUAAUUUAUUUAAAAAAGAUUUAUGCAGCAGCCAAAUGUAUGAAACCGGUUUGGCGUUGCAGACUUUGUGCUGCGUGUCUCUAUCGAAAGAGAUGGUAGGGUCUCUGCUUCCUGAUGUGCUGCUGCUGCUGAGUUCUUCUCGCCCUUACAUUAGAAAGAAGGCAGCACUUUGCUGCAGCUGCUUCUUGCUGCAGCUGCUGCGAGAGCAGCAGCAAGCGCAGCAGCGGAAGCUGCAGCAGCGGCUGCGUCUGAACUCUUCUGCUGCUGCAGACCCAGCAGCAGCAGCAGCAGCAGCAGCAGCAGAAGCAGCAGAAGAGGAUGAUUCGGUGCUGCAGCACGUCGUGCAGCGCAUACAGCAGCAAAUAAUGCAGGAGGAGGACAUUGGUGUGCUUUGCUGCUUAGCUACCUCUCUGCUGCAAGCAGCAGCAGCAGCACCUCAGCUGUUCUUACCUCUCGUGCCCCCCUUAUUUCAUUUGCUCUGCAGCAGCAGCAGCAACUGGCUGACGAUCAAGCUGCUGCAGCUGCUGCUGCUGCUGUCUGCAGCAGAACCCCGGCUUCCUCUUAAGCUGCUGAAGCCUCUAAUUAAAUUGCUGCAGCAAACAAAAGCUCAUAGUGUUAGGAUUGAAGCUUUACGUAUAUCUUUGCUGUUCGCUCCCAUAGAGACUGCAGCAGAAGCUGCUGCUGCUGCUGCUGCUGCUGCUGCUACUGACGUCGCCGCAGCAGAACGCGCAGCAGCAGCAGUCAUGACGCAAGACACAGCAGCAGCAGCAGCAGCAACAGGAGACGCAGCAACCGCCUCUCCUACCUCCAGCAGCAGCAGCAGCAACAGCAGCAGCAGCAGCAAUGUGGCGCCGGAGAUGCAGCUGCUGCAGCUUACAUGCAAACAGCUGCAAUCCCUUCUUUCUUCGCCUGAUCUUAAUAUUUGUUUUCUUGCUCUCAGCUUGCUGCAGCAAACCUUCACCAAAAGGAGACAUCUCGUACAGCCCCUGCUGCAGCUGCUGCCGGGCCUGCAGCAGCAAAUGCUACAGCUACAGCAGCAAUACCACCACAAGCAGCAGCAGCAGCAACAGCAACAGCAGCAGCAGCAGCAGCAGUUUGUGAGCGACUACGAGUUGAUAGAGGACUUUGAGUGGUAUGUGGCUGUAUUGAUAGACAUCGCAUGCAACUGCUGCAGGAGCAGGAGCAGCAGCAGCGGCAGCAGCAGCAGCAGCAGCAACAGCAGCGGGGAUGCUGCAGUUGCUGCUGCAGUUGCGCAGCAGCUGCAAGAUAUUUGCGUUCGGGUGCCUGAGGUGAGGCCCUGCAGCACGCAUCUGUGCAUGCUGCUGCUGGAGGCAGCAGCAGCAGCAACCAAGUCUAAGCUGCCAGGCAGCAACAGCAGCAGCAGCAGCAGCAGCAACAGCCUAGAGGUUCUGCGGGCGCUGCGGCAGCAGCAGCGCGAGAGCCACAUCAGCAGCAGCAAUUUUGACGAAGGCACGGGGGCCCUCCACAACAACCCCAGCAGCAGCAGCAGCAGCAGCAGCAGCAGCGGUGCUGCAGCAACUGAGGUGUACAUACACCCGGAUGUCAUUCGCGCAGCCGGCUGGAUUAUAGGGGAGUAUCAUCGGCAGCUGUUUAGUGGCGCUGCUUCUGCUGCUGUCGGGAUCAGCUUCAUUGAAGAAGCAGCAAGCUGUCUCGCUCAUCUAGCAGGGGACCCUUCCUUGAGGCCGCACGUACAGCGGGUGCUGCUGUGGGCAGCAGCAAAAGUUUUCUUAACUCUCACUGCAGUCGCACAAGGCAAGCUACUGCUGCAGCAGCAGCACGAGCAGCAGGAGCAGCAGCAGCAGGAGCUGCUGGGGCCAGCGGCUGAGAGAGAAGCAGCAGCAGCAGCAGUGCAGCGCCUGCAUCACAAAGUGAAGGCAGCAGCAGAAGCAGCUCGCAGCAGCACCGACGCGGAGCUGCAGCCACCUCCAGAGCUGGACCUAGGGAAGCCUUUCUUAGAUGCUGCUGUGCUGCAGCAGCAACUUGACGCGAGAUUCAAGCGCCAGCAGCAGCAGCAGCAACAGCAGCAGCAGCAGCACGGGGCAGCAGGGGGCCCGAUAGACAUGCACCACGACAGCGGAGGCUGCUCUCCUUUGCUGCAGCAGCAGCAGCAGCAGCAGCAGCAAGCCCCAUGGGCCUCCACUGGGAAGAAGAAAUUUAACGUCAUUAGAAAAGCGAUCGCCCCAGACUCAGCGGCGCAGCAGCCUGGAGCAGCAGCAGCAGCAGCAGCAACAGCAACAGCAGCAGCAGCAGCAGCAGCAGCAAGACGGGUGCCGCAGCCAGCAGCAGCAGCUCCUACUGAUACGGAAGCCAACGCCCAAAGCAUGCAGCAGCAGCAGAUGCAGCAGCAGCACAUACAGCAGCAGCGCAUGCAGCAGCAGCAUAUACAGCAGCAACAGAUGCAAGAGGAGCAGCAGCAGCAGAUGCAGCAGAUGCAGCAGCUGCAGAACCUGUGGCAUUGCUGCAGCGAUGAUUCUGUGCUGCGGCUGUUUUGCUGCUGCCGUUGGUCUCUGCAAGCAGUUGGUGGAGACAGGGGUAUUUUGUCUGUCUCUCUUUGCUGCUGCCAAGCUAGCAGCAGCAGCAGCAGCAGCAGCAGUUCGGGCGUUCCUUCUGUGGGCCGUGUCGUACUGUCUCUAAAGGGUGCAGCAGCAGCAGCAGCAGCAGCAAAUGCUGAUGAUGCUGCUGCUGCUGCUUCCUUUUGCUUAGAGGAUGUCUCCUUCCUCCUCUGCGAGGCGCUGCAGCAGUCUUCUGCUGCAGCAGAUUUGAAUGUCCCUGUCUCCCUCAGCAGUUUGCUGCAGGCUGCGCAUCAGAGUGCAGCAGGGCUUUCACUCAGAUGUCUCCUUUCCUACUCUGUUGCUGCUGCUGAUUCUGCUCUUGCUGCUGUCUCAACCCCGUUCGACUCCCAGCAGCAGCAGCAGCAGCAGCAGCAGCAGCGGGAAGUGGAGGUUGUGCUGCCUGUCCCCUUCGCAGUUUUGCUGCAGCCCGUUCUGCAUUCUUCAGAGUCUCUGACUCAGUAUAUGGCGACGGAAGGACUCAAUCUUCGCUGCAAGGGCCUCUCCUCUGUCUCUGUUUCUCUCGCCAGCACUGCAGCAGCUGCUGCUGCUCCUGCUGCUGCUGCUGCUGCUGUGGGGCCCGCAGCAGCAAAGCGCUUUUUGCCUCUUCUAGCAGCAGCAGCAAACAUGCACCUUGUUGAGUUGCAGGAGAUCAAUACAGCAGCAGCAGCAGCAGCAACAACAGAAGCAGCAGCAGCAGCAGAAUGGACAGUCAAGGCCCUCUUAUGCGCUGCAGUCAGGAGCGACCUCCAGCAGCAGCAGCAGCAGCAGCAGCAGCAGGUGUAUGUAGCACUUGUAACGGCUACUGCUUCUCGAGAAGAAAAGGAGACAUUUAAUUUUACUGUUGCAGUAAAGGGACAGACUGAGGAGACAGUUGCUGUUGCCCAAUCAAUAAAACAGCUUAUUGCUGUGCUUGCUGCUGCUGCUCCUGCUGCAGCUCCUGCUGCUGCAGCCCCUGUUGCUGCUGCUCCUGCAGCUGCAGCAGGACUUCUUUAG
Molecule: messenger RNA, 3795 nt
Organism: Eimeria acervulina
Lineage: Eukaryota; Apicomplexa; Conoidasida; Eucoccidiorida; Eimeriidae
Product: adaptin, putative
Exons: 9
Coding region: 1-3795 (1264 amino acids)
Biological process (GO): protein targeting to vacuole; Golgi to vacuole transport
Cellular component (GO): endosome membrane; AP-3 adaptor complex; membrane coat
Source: RefSeq, a predicted model, not a curated record